Messenger RNA from Coregonus sp. 'balchen', 3593 nucleotides. Lineage: Eukaryota; Metazoa; Chordata; Actinopteri; Salmoniformes; Salmonidae. The record is from the annotation of a GenBank genome assembly.
GCGACUCCAAUGAGAACAAGCCGUCUGAUGACGAGAUAGCCAAUAUGGGUUGUCCCAGUCUGGGAGAGAACACACACAUUGAGGUGGUCAUCGAGGAGUCCUAUGAGUUCAAGGUGUGUGUGUGUGUGUUUGUGUGUGUGUGUGUAGGGGUUAAUUUUUGUAUUAUUUUACUCUGUUUUAUGUAUUUGUUUUGUGUAUUCAUUUUGUGUAUUACAUGUAUUGUUGUGUAUUGGUUUUGUGUAUAAUUGUUUUGUCAUCUUUUUGUAUGGUUUGUGUAUUCAUUUUGUGUAUCAUUUAUGUAUAUGUAUGCAUGUGUGUUUGUGUGUGUGUGUAUGUAGUGUGGUGUGAACACACUUAUAAGGAGAACUAAGAAGUUAUACUCUCUCUUUGUCACUUUCUGUCUCUAUAUUAAUAUGCUUGUAUGUUUCUGUACACGAACGCAUGGGUGUGUAUGUACAGUGUGUGUGAAGCAUCUUCAGUAAGCUUAUUAAAGACUAUUACUAAAUUAUUUAUCUCUGUUUAAGCGUCUGUAUUAACUCUAUAAGCUGAAUCAUAACUUGAGUUCCAUGAGUAACCCAGGCUUUUGUGUAUAUCAAUCAGGCAUUGAUAUCAAUGAUAAAUCAGUGGGAGAUUUAUGAAAAAAGUUAAAGAAAGUUACGAUCUCAAGAUAAGAUUCAGCAGUGUGUGUGUUUGUGUAUUCACUGAGUGCAUGGGGCGGUCUCGUGCGUGUGUAUAGAACACGGUAGAUAAGCUGAUCAAGAAGACUAACCUUGCGUUGGUGGUGGGGAGCAGCAGUUGGAGAGAACAGUUUGUCUCCGCUGUCACUGUCAGCGCAGGUAACUACCUCACUUCCUGUCUGCAUGAUGUCACUUCCUAUCUACAGAAUUUUCUGAAAACGUACUGACUGAACAGAAUUUAACACAUUUGGAAUUAGAACCCAAACCCUCAUUUGUUGUCGACGUGCCCUUGAGCAGUGUGUUGACCCUGGUUGCUUCUGUGGGUCGCUCUGGAUGGGAGUAUGUUAGAUGACUGAAUGUAAUAUAAAUGUUGAGUGACUUCACUGCAAGUAGAUUGUAUGUUUUAAUAUUCAAAAAAUUAUUAUAAUACAAAUAAAUAAAAAGCCAAGGUUGAAAAAGUUACAAAACUCUGGUAGUCUACUUCACAGACAACAGGCCGAAAAGUUGACAAAACAAAAAGGAGGAAAAAACUAAGAAAGGACAAACGAGGUACUAAACAAUUAGAGCACCAAGAGCCUGCCAGUGCUGAAGCUGGAGUGCAGGGGCCCCCACGUGCCCCAUCUGUUCCUUGUUUACUCUUUAUACAACACUCUCUUUAUACAAGACUCUGCGGCUCAUUGCCCCCCCCAGCCUUCCUCUGUCCCCCUUCUCCCCCCUCCAGGUGAUGAUGAUGAGGAAAGUGGUGAAGAGCAUCUCCCGUCCUGCUUCGAUUACAUAAUGCACUUCAUCACCGUCUUCUGGAAGGUUCUAUUCGCCUUCGUCCCUCCGACGGAGUACUGGAGCGGCUGGGCCUGCUUCAUAGUAUCUAUAUCUCUGAUAGGUACGUAACCCUGACCCCUAACCCACUGAAAUUUAGGUGGAACUCCAUACAAUAUGAUAUGCAGUUCUAUUCACGCCAGGGGAACCAAGCAGGAGUUAACAACUUUGGUGAAAUUCCACAUGAUUAUUGCAUUUUAGUUUUUGUGUAUUGCACUUGCAUUCAGUAGCAUCUAUGAAUCACAUGAUUAUGCAUAGCAUUGACAUCAAACUAAAGAACCAAGGACACGGAUGGUUCCUGAUUCUUUUUGGUGUUUACACAACUGGUGCUGUGAGAUUAGGAUAUCAGGAUUCAAGGAUGCUGUGAGAUUAGGAUAUCAGGACCUGCUUAGACAAAGCAAUUGUAACAGUAGAGCAAAGGGUCGCAAUAUAUGGGAAAAGGAAUGGUUGCAGUAUUGCCGUUGUAAUGAGUACAUGAUGUAUGGAAUGCUAAGGCAUAAAUGUAUGAACGCGUGUAUUCUUAUUUUAAAUUGAUGUAGUUCUAUCCUUGUGCUGUACUUGUCUAUUAAUGUUAUGUAUUAUGCCAUGUGUUAUGUUUUGUAUGGACCCCAGGAAGAGUAACUGCUGCUAUAGCAGUAGCUAAUGGGGAUCCUAAUAAAAUACGAAAAAACUAUCCCCUAACCCCUAACUCAAUGGUACGGCUGGGCAUGCUUCAUUGUAUCUAUCAGUCUGAUAGGUAGGCACUUAACCCCUAACCCAUGACCCCUAACCCAACAGAGUACUGGUACAGCUGGGCCUACUUCCUGCUUCUGUAUCCAUCUCACUCAUAGGUAACAUGAAGUUCAUGUUUAAAAUGUGAUUCCCCACCAGAGACCUUUCCUCAUCUGUACCCCUUGUAAUGUCUGACUAAACCUAUACAAUAAUAUUGUAUUACAUCCCUGAAAGUUGAGAAGAGUAACUUGUCAAGGAAAUGUUUACAGUAUGGAUUAUUUUAUGUACCUGAUAGGAGUUCUAACGGCUGUGACAGGGGACCUGGCCUCUCACUUCGGCUGUACCGUGGGUCUGAAGGACUCUGUCACUGCCGUGGUGUUUGUAGCGCUGGGGACAUCUGUACCAGGUAGGCUACACACAGUACACACAGCGCAAUAGGGUCACACAAACACAGCCUUAUCUACACACACACCGCAGGGGUCACACACACAGCCUUGCAUACACACACACACAUACCGCAGUAGUGUUUUUAGCACCAGAGACCUGUGUCACACACAUUCCUAAGUAGGCAGGCGUACAAGCACACGUGCAAGUUCUCUAUCUUUCUUUCAAUUACUCUCCAUGUCUCUCCAAAUUCUCCUCACGUUCUCUCUACUGCACACACCUGCUUUCAUACCCUCUUACCCCUGUCCUUUUUCUCUCUUCUCUCUGCUCUCGGUUUGUCCUAAUUAUGCAAUCACGAUGAUGUAAUUACAUUUUAAACUGUAACCUUCAUGCCUCAGUACCCAGGUGUGUCUCCUCUGCUGUAGAUGUUGCGACUGAGAGUAUGCGUGCAGGCAUUCAUGUGUGGAUUAUGACCACCUUAGGGAGUGUGUGUGUGCGUUUGUGAAGAUGGGAUUGGUCUGCCUCUCCCACGAGGUGUUUGUUUUCUCUUUUAAACUAGUUGAAAUCGUUUUUCUUGUCUCCCCUAUUUGCCCAUCCUCUCACCUGCUCCCUCGCCACCAUUACCCAGACACCUUUGCCAGUAAGGUGGCCGCCAUCCAGGACCAGUACGCUGACGGCUCCAUCGGCAACGUAACCGGUAGCAAUGCAGUGAACGUGUUCCUAGGCAUCGGAGUGGCGUGGACCAUCGCCGCCGUGUUCUGGCAUUCCAAGGGCCAGGUGUUCCGUGUUGACCCGGGCUCGCUGGCGUUCUCCGUCACACUCUUCACGGUGAUGGCGUGCACAUGUGUGAUGAUGCUACUUUACCGGCGGCGAGCGUCGGUGGCGGGUGGCGAACUCGGAGGGCCAAGGACUACCAAGAUCGUGACGUCACUGGUCUUCAUGUCCAUGUGGCUGAUUUACAUACUGCUGUCAUCGUUGGAGGCAUACUGCCAUAUACCUGGGUUC